CAUCCCCCUGAAUUUUCACAUUCGCUUCAGUCUCCGCUUAGCCGUGGACCCGGGAGGACGUCCCGUGCGUUACGACUAAAAUCAGUUUAUUCAAAACCGUGUUUUGUGUAUUACUGCAAAUACAGUGGUAGUCCAACGUUAUUAAGCUGUCAGAGAAAAAACGCGCCACCAUGCUCGGAAUACGUUCAUCCUGUGUUUUUCUCUACGCUCUGCUUAUGGUACUUGUGAACGUACAUGGUCAAACUGAAACCGAAGCACCUUCCACUACGAGUACUAAACCACCACCGACGACGGUAGCUUCGACCACCGUGACAUGGGAAACUGAAACCCUCAACGAGGGUCAGGCGAUACAGAAGGCUUUACAAUAUUUGCUGCAACAUAGACAGCCUGAUUGGGGAUGGGGGAACGAUACCCAUCACGUAAUGCUUACGUUACAGUUAGCCAAUAACACAGGCAAAGAGAUUGAACAACAGGGACUAGAGAUGCAACUGUCUGCCAAGCAAAUGGAGAUUGAGAUACUACUUAUGAUGUCCAAGCACCACGAGUCCCCGCCGCCGCUGAGCCGGCUGGCGGCGUACACGCUGGCACUGGGCGCGCUCUGCAAGGACCCGCGCGCGCUGCACGGACGCGACCUGGUCACGGCGCUGUUGCACCGCGAGCCGCCACACGACCUUGACUUCGCCUACGCCACGCUCGCCGCCUGCUCGUCCGCCGCGCACGUGCGGCGCCGGCACAUCCGCCGCCUGCUCGACAUCGCCAACGCCGCCGCCGACCACAGUCUCGAUACAAUUUCAAUGGUUAUCUUGGCACUACGCUGCGUAGUUCAAGAUCACCGUCACCGAAGUCUGAUACAUUUCGUACGAAGACCGAUGGCUGGUCUGGCGCGGCAGCAACAUCCCGACGGUAGUUUUGGUACCUUGACCACAACAGCGUUAGCUAUACAGGCUCUCGAAGAUUCUGACAAUGGCCCCGGAGCUCACCAACAUUGGAGUCUCCCCGCUGCAAGGAAGUGGCUGCUCGAGCGACAGGAGCCUGAUGGCGGUUGGGGCGAUGUAGCAAAAACCGCAGCAGCGGUCGCAGCGCUCACUCCUGCAUCCCUUGCUGCUGUUCGACCACCGCAUUGCAGCGAUAAAUUGCUAGAUAGUCGACAUGAACCACUUGAUAAUAAUGGCGGAGACGGCAGUUUGAAGCUGGCGUACCAAGCAGGUCACUCGAGCAAUGAUUCCGACGCUCGCAAUGUCUCCUUCACGUAUACGCUCUGGCUUGGAACCAAUGUUACCGAAAAUUAUACUUUAUAUAUGAUAGCUCCCAGGAACAUAUCAUUCUAUCACGUCAUGCAAAUGGCUGCAGAACAGGACCCUAAGUUUAAGUUCGAAGCUAGUGAAUGGCCAAAUGGUCACUAUGUGCACACUCUAGCUGGUCACAAGGAGGAACCCAUGGGCUACCACUACUGGUUGCUUUACCGCUUGCCUGAGAUACCCGACCCUGUCAGCCCUCCUGGCAAUCAACUGGUUGCUCCUGUCGGUGUUGACGAUUUACUCGUAGAAGACGGGGAACAUUACCUGUUCUGGUACAAGAAGCUGUAAUUCUUAUAAUAGGAUUUUCUUUAUCAAAUUGUGAUUUAAUAUUUAAGCCACUGAAACAAAUCUGCGAUCUGAUGUUGGAAGAGCCAAAGUAAAUAGAACCCACAUUUUGCGAAAUAAUUUAAAUUAAUAAAUAUGUAAUUACUUCGUGCUAAAAUUACAUAAGCUUUACAUAAUCAAUACCAAAUAUAUCACGCAAGAAGGCAUAUUCUAAAGACUAAUUUUAUAAACGGGAAAGUAAAUCUGUCUGUUUGUUACGCUCACAGCCAAACCAUUGCACCAAAUUUGACCAAAGUUGGUAUUCUUGGAACCUCAAGGAAGGACUUAGGACUAUCUUUAAUGCCUUAGACCUGACCCGAUUAUCAAAAGUAAAGCUUAUUGAUAUUGGCCCUUUUAGCACCAUGCCACAGAUAUUUCAAUAAGAUUGUUCAAGGUAUAGAGUACCUUUAGUUGAACACACGUAGGACAUCUACAUUAGCUUAGUGAACUACUAUAAUUCUCUCGUAUAGCUACGACCUUCAAAAUAUCAAUAGUUUUGAUAGUAUUCAACUUUAAAAUAUGUAGUAAUAUAUAAUAAAAUUUACAUUUAAAUUAAAACUUAUUCAAGAAAUAAUUGAACCUAAUUAUUAGAAGAAUUAGAAAUAAGUACUAAUUUGUAUUUGAUAUAAAAAAAUGUUUUUGUUUUUGUUUCACAGACAAUCUAGUGUUGCUAUACUGAUGUUAUUUUAUAUCAACUAUUCACCUGUAAGAAGCAGUAGAUACAAAAACUUUGAAAUAAACACGGAGUAGUAAUACACGAAAUCAGAAAAUAUAAUAUAUCAAUACGAUUCGAUUAGGUACAAUUACCACUAACUUAAGUAAAAGUACAAUAUUUUCACUGCACAAGUUGAAACACAAAGACAGAACUUCUUCUAGGAUUGAUUGAUUUUGUUUUUACUUUAGAUGCCAGUCCUUUUAACUCUUUCUUAAUCUAAAACAGUACUAUUUCCAGUGUUGUCAUAGAAAUAAAUAAUCUGUUUUUUGGGUGUUGAUCAUUUGGAUAAUUAUUAACGCACCAUGAUGGUGAUAUAUUAUUUUUAAUUGAUUUGGCUUCUCUAAAAAUACUAGAUACGUAAUUAUUUCCACUUAAACACAUCUAGUUAAUAAUAUUUCAUGUAUACGUAUUUUAAAACUAUUUAAAUCAUGACACAUAUUUAGGUGUUGCCAUCAUCAUAAUCUCAUUUAUCAUAAAGCCGAAUUUUUCGUGCAAUAUUUAAAAAAAAAUAAACAAGUCAUUUUCUCAUCUUUCAUAAUAUUAUAAUUCUUAUUAGACUAACUUUUAAAAUGUUUUAGCAAUGUAAAAAUAGCUUCAUAUUUAAGGUAUACACGUAUGUGCAAUCUAACAUAGAUUUACUCUUUUAAUGUAAUCAUGUUAGGAGACUGAGCGACACGAGCGACAAAAGUACAUUAGAGUAACAUUUUUAAUAUAACUACU
Messenger RNA from Vanessa atalanta (red admiral), 3057 nucleotides. RefSeq lists its product as uncharacterized. Gene Ontology annotation, molecular function: cobalamin binding. The transcript is spliced from 11 exons. Bases 171 to 1586 code for a protein of 471 amino acids. The record is from RefSeq and is a predicted model, not a curated record. NCBI's taxonomy places the organism in Eukaryota, Metazoa, Arthropoda, Insecta, Lepidoptera, Nymphalidae. Gene Ontology annotation, biological process: cobalamin transport.